Acipenser ruthenus (sterlet) is the source of this 3072-nucleotide messenger RNA. It is a transcript of the gene ift88, whose product is annotated as intraflagellar transport 88 homolog. Gene Ontology annotation, molecular function: kinesin binding. The transcript is spliced from 27 exons. Bases 171 to 2687 code for a protein of 838 amino acids. Lineage: Eukaryota; Metazoa; Chordata; Actinopteri; Acipenseriformes; Acipenseridae. Gene Ontology annotation, biological process: intraciliary transport; inner ear receptor cell stereocilium organization; kidney development. The record is from RefSeq and is a predicted model, not a curated record. Gene Ontology annotation, cellular component: ciliary base; non-motile cilium; ciliary basal body.
UUGGAAACGAUCACAACCAGCCGCGAUGCACUCUGGGAUUGGCUUCCAUGGAUUCCAUGUUGACAACAAACUGACGGUGGAGGAGUGGGGUUUACGGUUAUUUAAUUUACAAUCGCAUCUUUUUGUACUAGAUUUCAUUCAUUACAAGUGUGCUUCAAAAGAUAAAAACGAUGGAGCAUGUACAUUUAGCUGCUGAAGACGAAGAUGAUCUAUAUUCAGGGUACAAUGACUAUAAUCCGACAUUUGAUACUGAAGAUCUGGAAAAUGAUGUUGGUUUCCAACAAGCUGUAAAGACAAGUCAUGGACGGAGACCUCCGAUGACUGCCAAAAUUCCAGGCACUGCCGUUGCAAGGCCCAUGGGCACUGCAUUUGGAGCAAGGAUGGCACUAGUCUCCUCUUUGGGAAGACCCAUGACAGGUGCGGUGCAGGAUGGAGUUGCUCGUCCAAUGACUGCAGUGCUGGCUGCUGGGUAUUCCUCAGCAGUAAUAAGAGGUUCUGCAUUUGAUCCACUGGGUCAGUCAAAAGGUCCUGCACCUCCUUUGGAAGCCAAAAAUGAAGAUACACCUGAAGAAAAAAUUAAGCAGUUGGAGAAGAAAGUCAACCAGUUAAUUGAAGACAGCUGCAUGGCUCACAGCCAUGGAGAUCUUCAACUGUCUUUGGAAAAGGCAAAAGAAGCUGGGAGAAAAGAAAGGUUUUUGGUGCGACAGCGUGAGCAAACUGCAUCUGCAGAUCACAUUAAUUUGGACCUUACAUACUCUGUCUUGUUUAAUUUAGCAAACCAGUAUGCAGACAAUGAAAUGUUUGCUGAAGCACUGAACACAUACCAAGUGAUUGUGAAAAACAAGAUGUUCAGUAAUGCAGGACGAUUAAAAGUAAACAUGGCAAACAUAUACUUCAAACAGAGGAAUUUCCCAAAGGCAAUCAAAUUCUACAGAAUGGCAUUAGACCAAAUUUCAAAUGCCCACAGGGACAUGCGGAUUAAAAUAAUGCAGAACAUUGGAGUUGUUUUUGUAAAGAUGGGCCAGUAUUCUGAUGCGAUUACUUCCUUUGAGCAUAUCAUGAGUGAAAGCCCUAACAUAAAAACAGGCUUCAACCUCAUCCUUUGCUACUUUGCUAUUGGAGAUCGGGACAAGAUGAAGAAAGCUUUCCAGAAACUGAUCUGUGUUCCACUUGGUAUUGAUGAGGAUGACAAAUACAUCCCUCCUAAUGAUGACCCACAAACAAACCUAGUGAUUGAAGCAAUUAAGAAUGACCAACUCCGACAAAUGGAACGAGAGAGAAAGGCUUUGGCUGAGAAAUACAUCAUGACUUCAGCCAAGCUAAUUGCACCAGCAAUUGAAACUUCUUUUGCAGCAGGAUUUGAUUGGUGUGUAGAAAUGGUAAAAACCUCCAUGUAUGUGGAACUGGCUAAUGACCUGGAAAUCAACAAAGCCAUCACCUAUCUGAGGCAAAAAGACUUCAAUCAGGCAGUGGAAACGCUGAAAAUGUUUGAGAAAAAGGACAGUCGUGUGAAAAGUGCAGCUGCUACUAACCUCUCAUUCCUUUAUUUUCUGGAAAAAGAAUAUGGACAAGCAGAUAGAUACGCAGACCUGGCUAUGAAUGCUGAUAGAUAUAACCCUGCUGCACUCAUCAACAAAGGGAACUCUGUAUUUGUAAAUGGUGACUAUGAAAAGGCUGGAGAGUUUUACAAAGAAGCCCUGAGAAAUGACUCUUCCUGCACCGAAGCUCUGUAUAACUUGGGAUUGACCUACAAGAAGCUGAAGAGACUUGAAGAGGCUCUGGACUGCUUCCUAAAGCUCCAUGCCAUCCUGCGAAACAGUGCCCAGGUUAUGUUCCAGCUAACAAGCCUGUAUGAAAGUUUAGAGGAUCCUAACCAGGCUAUUGAGUGGCUGAUGCAGCUCAUCAGUGUAGCUCCAACAGAUCCACAAGCACUGGCUAAACUGGGAGCACUGUAUGACAAUGAAGGAGACAAGUCCCAGGCCUUUCAGUACUAUUAUGAGUCAUUUAGGUAUUUCCCUUCAAACAUUGAAGUUAUUGAGUGGCUUGGGGCCUAUUACAUUGACACACAAUUCUGUGAAAAAGCAAUUCAGUACUUUGAAAGAGCAGCCCUUAUUCAGCCGACCCAAGUAAAAUGGCAACUAAUGGUGGCCAGCUGCUACAGAAGAAGUGGAAACUACCAGAAAGCACUGGAGACCUACAAAGACAUCCACAGGAAAUUUCCCGAAAAUGUUGAAUGUUUGCGGUUCUUGGUUCGCCUGUGCACUGACAUGGGAUUAAAAGAAGUUCAGGAAUAUGCUACUAAACUGAAGAAAGUGGAGAAAAUGAAGGAGAUAAGAGAGCAGCGUGUGAGGUCUGGCAGAGAUGGCAGUGCCCGUGGCCACAGAGAGGGCAGUGCUAGCAGUGUUUUCUCUCCUGAAAGUAUACACAGUCUUUUACUGGAACAGGUGGGAGACAGUGGGCACAGUAGCCGUGGCACCAGUGCCAAGGCGGAGCGGAUGAAUGCCAAACUGCGUUCUUUGCCUGGAGCCAAUGAACCUUAUGAGGCCAGCGGCAACAAAGACAUAGAUGCCUCUUAUGUCGAUCCCCUUGGCCCUCAAAUAGAAAGACCAAAAACAGCCGCCAAGAAACAGACGGAUGAAGAUGACUUUGCUGAUGAAGAGCUGGGAGACGAUCUCCUUCCAGAAUAACAAGGAUGCUUAUUAUGUUAAUGUACAUUCAAGGGUCUUUUUAAGUGAUCUAAACAGAUACUGAUUUAAAUACCUAAUUUAGAUUAUUAAAAUAAACACAGGGAUAUAAUAAAACAACACUGUAAACCGUGCAUGUGAGUCUUUAGCAUAGUUCUGUAUGGAAAACACCAGGAUUAGUGGAUAUAGAUCAUCUGCCAUUUAGAUCAGUUGAAUAGACACCUCAGUCUGAACACUCGUGCUAUUUAUUGCAAACUCAUAAGUAGUCUUUGUUAUACAUAUAAGCCUUGAUUAUAAAGUUACUUUUUUAAAAUUUCUUCACUAUUGGUAAAUAAAUAUUGUUCUAUAGAAUUGUUAAAUUAAAAAAAAAUUAUUGUACAAUCUGAAA